Psammomys obesus (fat sand rat) is the source of this 1384-nucleotide messenger RNA. RefSeq names its product translocase of inner mitochondrial membrane 21 (gene Timm21). NCBI's taxonomy places the organism in Eukaryota, Metazoa, Chordata, Mammalia, Rodentia, Muridae. Gene Ontology annotation, cellular component: TIM23 mitochondrial import inner membrane translocase complex. Gene Ontology annotation, biological process: protein import into mitochondrial matrix. Bases 321 to 1049 code for a protein of 242 amino acids. The record is from RefSeq and is a predicted model, not a curated record. The transcript has 6 exons.
UCCACCCUGCCUUCCUGUCUAUGGUUGCACAGGAAACCGUCAAGCCCUUAAACUGCGGUUCCCAGGACGUUUGGUGUUUCCCAGGCUGCUUUGCAAAAGCAUGGCGGGCAAGAUGUGAAUGUCAAUAGGGAGGUAAACAGGGCAUUUUAAUUCAAGAGAAAAAAGGAAAGGUGUGCCUAACCUCUCUUAAAGAUUUUUUGUCUUUAUAUCCGCCUGAUACAGUGUGUGACGUGAUGAGCUGAUUUCAUGUCUUGUCCGCCUGGGUGUGUGGAUUACGAAGCUUUCCAAGUUGCAGUCCCGAAGCCUCAGUGUUUGUGAAGAUGAUUUGUGCUUUUCUCCGAGUUGUACAGCAUGCGGAGAAGCUUCACCGGCCCUUGGGCCAGCCGCUGCUGUCGCCACACUUCAAGCUCACCACAGCUUGCUUGAAGACUCAGCCUUUGAGACUGAGGCUGCUGGAGCAGAAGACAACAAUACAACCUAGCACUGUUCUUGGGUUCGCCCAGAAAACCUUCUGGACACAAGGACCGGACCCCCAGAAAGCAAAGGAGGACAAUAGAAAGCAGGUGUCUAUUCGCAGAGAGGAAACCGGCGUCUCCACGUCUCAGAAAGUGAAAGAAGCCGGGCGAGACCUCACCAACUUGAUAGUGGUGCUCUUGGGAGUCAGCAUUACAGGUGGCUUGUUAUACACCAUUUUCAAGGAACUGUUUUCUUCAUCCAGCCCUAACAUAAUAUAUGGAAAAGCCUUAGGAAAAUGCAGAGCACACCCUGAGGUGAUCAGUGUGUUUGGUGAGCCUGUUAAAGGCUAUGGGGAAAUGUCAAGACGAGGGCGGAGACAGCACGUCAGUUUUGUUGAAUAUGUGAAAAAUGGGCUAAAGCGCAUCCGUGUGAAAUUCUACAUUGAAGGCUCUGAGCCAGGGAAGCAAGGAACGGUCCAUGUAGAAGUGGAAGAGAACCCAGGGAGUGGCCAGUUUGAAUUUCGAUACAUAUUUGUGGAAGUGACUCCUACAAGAUCUAUUGUCGUUGAAGAUAAUCGUUCGCAGCAGAGUUAAAAGAGUCAAGCCCACAUGCUGUUUGCUGUGGGAAAUGGAGGCCUCAUCCACACUGUGACCAUCACAGUGGGCUUCCAGAGUCUACUCUGAAAGACAGGGAUAAAGUGUGUCACACAGAAAGGGAGUGCAACGUGAGAGUUCAUAUGUUGGACACACCAAACUAAGAUCUUUCUUGUAAAAAAUCAUGAGAUGUAGCAAAUUUUACAUUAUUAUUUUGAAUUGCCAAUCAUGACAGUAUUUCAGCUCUACGUUCAUGAUAAUUUUGUUACUAAAUUUAUCAUGUUACAAAUUUGUUACUAAUUUAAUUUGUUAUUAAAAUUUAUACAACACAUAAA